Messenger RNA from Centruroides sculpturatus (bark scorpion), 3020 nucleotides. RefSeq names its product lactoperoxidase-like. Lineage: Eukaryota; Metazoa; Arthropoda; Arachnida; Scorpiones; Buthidae. The record is from RefSeq and is a predicted model, not a curated record. The transcript has 21 exons. The coding region runs from base 139 to 2865 and encodes 908 amino acids. Gene Ontology annotation, biological process: response to oxidative stress. Gene Ontology annotation, molecular function: peroxidase activity; heme binding.
UCUUUGAUGUGCUGACGUCGAAAAAAAAAGUAAAUGAAAAAUGAUACAAGCUCUGAAGGACAGACCCCCAGGCUAAGACAUACGAUCCUUCAUCUACGAUGAGAAAUUCUUUCCUACAGUGAGAACAACAGUAACCAGAUGGACGAGAAUAGUCGUUUGUUACCUUCGUCUUCUGCUAGACGAGAUCGUGAACCUUUAGCGAGACGGAGAAAGCUGGCUUAUAAUUUGACAUUAAUUUUCAUCGUUGUCGGAAUUCUUCUUAGUUUGGCUUGGUUAAUAUUUUCAAAACGAAGUUACAGUGAUAACAGAGAAAGUACCUAUCAUUUAUUACAUACGGAAAAGGACAUAAAUUUAAUUGCUCUAUCAAACAAAGAAAAUGAUAUUAAAGAAGAACAAAUGAAAAAGGAUUAUUUUUACGGAAGAGAUAAGCUAAACGAAAAAUACGAACUGGAAGAAGAACUAACAAAGAAAGAUAUUCGAUUGAAAAACGGUUCUCCCGCUCAUUUUCAUCAAAUAUUUUUGAAAAGCACAGAGCGUGCCAGAGAAAUAGCCAAUUGUGCCGUUAUUGCCGAAAAUGCUCAAAAGAAACUAAAGAAAAGAGACGAAACUUCUGGGGUAAAAUAUGGCUGUAUGCAAAAUACAUCAACUUACUGUAAUAGUAAACAACCUUAUCGCGAAAUAGACGGAAGAUGCAAUAAUUUGAAAAAUCCAGAUUGGGGUAGUUCAUAUUCGGCAUUUAUUCGAUUAUUAGAUCCCGAUUACAGCGACGAAAUCUCGGCACCGAGGAAGAGCCGAAGUGGUAAAGAUUUGCCAAGCGCAAGAUUGAUUAGUAAUUCUCUAUAUACGAGGAAAUCUCAAGUUGAAUCCAGAUGCACGCUGAUGACAAUGUUAUGGGGUUUAUUUGUUGAUCACGACAUCACUAAUACUGCCGUUAGUCAAGGAGAUAGAAGAGCUAACGAACACGUAGAAUUAACAGUAAUUCAUACGAUUUGGAUGAGAGAGCACAACCGUUUAGCCGAGAUCCUAGAAAACUUAAAUCCUGAGUGGGAUGACGAAACAUUAUUUCAGGAAGCGAGAAAAAUUGUUAUUGCAGAAUUGCAGCAUAUUACAUACAACGAAUAUUUGCCUCUGCUUUUCGGGAUUGAAAAUAUCAAUAAAUAUAAUCUCAAAUUGCUAUCGGAUGGUUACUUCGAUGGUUACAAUGCAUCUUUUGACGCUACCGCCAGCAAUGUUUUUGCUUCUGCUGCAUUUAGGUUUGGCCACUCACAAGUUCAGAGUUACAUUCAGCUUUAUUCAUCAAAGGGCGAUGAAAAGAAACUUCCUCUACACGAUACAUUUUUUAAUCCAACUGUCUUCUACACGGAAGGUUUAGACGACGUUAUUCGCGGAGCAACAAAACAACGAUCGAAAAUUGUUUGGAGUCAAAUUUCCGACGAGGUUCGGAACAGAUUGUUUCAAUCCCAUUACUCUCAUUAUGGGAUGGAUUUAUCUUCCAUUAGUAUUCAAAGAAGUAGAGAUCACGGAAUACCUUCGUAUAACAUAUGGAGACAGUAUUGCGGUUUCUCCAAAAUCACCUCUUGGGAACAAUUAGAAGACGUAUUAGAUGAAGAAAAUGCCAAAAGACUGAAAAAAUUAUAUGAAAGCGUCGAUGACGUAGAUCUGAUACCUGCUGCUCUUUCCGAAAGAAAAUCAGAAAAUGCUGGUAUACUGGGUCCAACCCAUUCUUGUCUUACAGCAGAACAAUUUGCGAGGAUGCGAAUAGGAGAUCGAUUUUGGUAUGAAAAUAAAGAUGUAUUCUCNGAAGUAGCGGUUCAACUUUGUCCUAGAGAUAGAAGAGCUAACGAACACGUAGAAUUAACAGUAAUUCAUACGAUUUGGAUGAGAGAGCACAACCGUUUAGCCGAGAUCCUAGAAAACUUAAAUCCUGAGUGGGAUGACGAAACAUUAUUUCAGGAAGCGAGAAAAAUUGUUAUUGCAGAAUUGCAGCAUAUUACAUACAACGAAUAUUUGCCUCUGCUUUUCGGGAUUGAAAAUAUCAAUAAAUAUAAUCUCAAAUUGCUAUCGGAUGGUUACUUCGAUGGUUACAAUGCAUCUUCUGACGCUACCGCCAGCAAUGUUUUUGCUUCUGCUGCAUUUAGGUUUGGCCACUCACAAGUUCAGAGUUACAUUCAGCUUUAUUCAUCAAAGGGCGAUGAAAAGAAACUUCCUCUACACGAUACAUUUUUUAAUCCAACUGUCUUCUACACGGAAGGUUUAGACGACGUUAUUCGCGGAGCAACAAAACAACGAUCGAAAAUUGUUUGGAGUCAAAUUUCCGACGAGGUUCGGAACAGAUUGUUUCAAUCCCAUUACUCUCAUUAUGGGAUGGAUUUAUCUUCCAUUAGUAUUCAAAGAAGUAGAGAUCACGGAAUACCUUCGUAUAACAUAUGGAGACAGUAUUGCGGUUUCUCCAAAAUCACCUCUUGGGAACAAUUAGAAGACGUAUUAGAUGAAGAAAAUGCCAAAAGACUGAAAAAAUUAUAUGAAAGCGUCGAUGACGUAGAUCUGAUACCUGCUGCUCUUUCCGAAAGAAAAUCAGAAAAUGCUGGUAUACUGGGUCCAACCCAUUCUUGUCUUACAGCAGAACAAUUUGCGAGGAUGCGAAUAGGAGAUCGAUUUUGGUAUGAAAAUAAAGAUGUAUUCUCUCCAGAUCAGUUAAGAGAAAUAAGAAAAGUUACUUUAUCUCGCGUAUUAUGCGAUAAUUCGGAUAAUUUGCUUACCAUACAAAAGUGGGCUCUCCACCCGGAAAGUAAAAAGAAUCCUAUCGUACAUUGUGCCAAUUCGACCGAUAUUCCAGAAAUAAAUCUUCAGCCGUGGUCCUCUUAAUUUGUUAUCUAUGCUAUGUUAAUCGUAAAUCUCGUAUGUAAUAGUGAAGUUAUUUAAAUUCUUUUAUUAAACUUAGAAUGAAUUGUUAAUCGGAAAAUACUAAUUGUAUAAUUGAUUGACUGAUGUGGUUAGAAAUAAACUUUUGUAUUAAUUUA